AUGUCGGGUCGAUUACUUGAUGAGGGCAUGAACCAGGUUUCCGAUCGGAGAUGGCAGGUUAAGGUUCUUCCUCAUCCUGACAUUUCCACCAACGACUCGGGCGAUCGUGUGACCAUCUCCGACUUUCUCGAGGGAGUGUGCCGGCCUCUCGAUUGCAAGGCCGUGAAGUCUGCCUCUGUCAUCAUGGACUCCCACGUGGGCAUUGUGGAGUGCGGCAGUGCCAAUACCAUUGCCAAGCUCGUAGCCGAAGGCAAACUUGCAGAACUACCUCCACCCCUUCGUUUCUCCAACAUGCCACCAGCAACGAGCAAAAUAGACAUUAUCAUCGAGAACACAGGUGACGGCUGCAUGAAUGUCCUGAAGAUUCUCUACCUGGAGAAAACAGUUCCUUCAAAGGCAGGCAUUGCCUUUUGCAGCGGGACGCCUCUCGUACCUGUUUUCCGCAACGGUCCUCACGCCGUGAAGAAAGCUUUGCAGUGGGCUUUGGAAAGGGUGCAUGGGCAUCAUGUACAUUGGCAUUCGUUGCAGGACAAAUCGUCAUGCAACUUGACCCGGUCUACAUCAGCAACGUGGUCUCCUGAGACCGACGACCUAUCGGAAGGCAUCAGGUUCAUCAAUCUUCAUGCACCUGAAUGCGACGCCCGCAACGAACAGACAUUUUGGAUACUUACCCACAUUCGGCCCGAUUCAGGAUCACCCAUCGCUGGGUGGCCUGAAGUGAAGGUGCGAGGCAUGGCACAAAAUAAGUCACGUGGCGUGAGCGGGGCUCAAAGCAUGACUGAGUUUCCCUUGAACACCUACAACUUGAAGGAGGACUUGGUCAAGCACAUUCUGCCUCUUCUCUACCCGCUGCUACUUACUACCGCGGUCAUCAUCGCAGGCAAUCCUGGGGUAGGUAAAACGCCUGCUGUCAUUGCCAUGGCCAUGGCACUCGGACGUUUUCACAUUGAGCGACUUGGGCUGCAGGGUGUGCUGCCGGGUUGGCGGCGGGCGAAGUCCCUAGACAACUUUAGACAACGUGCGCCACAAAUCCAAGAGGCCAUCUUUCUGGAUGAUCCUUCCAAAAGAAAGGUUGAUGUCGCUGAUCUGAAGGCCUUUGUGACUGUCGAUGAGGAUGGGACCGUCGAAGGCAGAUAUUGCGACGCUCGACUUCUUCGCAAUCAGAUGAGAGCCUAUGCCUCCAAUGAUACGGGCGAGGACCCGAAGGAUACAAAGCCAGGGGACACAACACUGUCCACAGACUCUUUCAUGAAGUUGGUGGACCCUCUCUUCGGCGAUGCUCACAUCAAGGACAAGCUCGCAGUUCUCAAACGCAGCACCGUCCGCGUCUUCACUGGGUCUGCAUUGUACUUGCGCUUUCCCAGUGAGAACCCGGACUUUCUCAUCCAUAGAAUCGUUCAGAACGACUUGCACAAAGACUUGCUUGAAGAAGAGUGCAAACCAGUCUACAAUAUGUACAAGUCAGGCAUCCUCGUGUACGCCCCUGAGUACCAGGCCCAGGUAGACAAGGAGCAGGAGAUGAUCAAGGCGAGCGUCGAGACCAUGUCCAGCUUCUCCUCACGAGAUGAGUAUGUGUCGCAUUGCAACACGCAAGUGCAGGCUUGGCUUCGACCUCCGCGGCACCUCCCGGCAUCUCCUGACGAUCCAUCAGAUGAAGAUCCCGAUGCUCAGCGUGCAUCGAUGGGUCUACCCCCGGUCUUCCCAGCCAUUGGCAAUGGGCCCCGCCCAAAUCGUCUUGGCACAUUCAGCUACCCUUCUCCCGCCAAGCGUCUUCGUGUCAAGACACCAUCCCUUGAGCCGCUCCCGAAGACAGAGACAGAGACCGACCAGGACAUCAAUUUGGCAGCUGAACCGGGCAUGACGGCAGACGAGGAGGCCGCUCGGCACAUGCACAACUGA
This is a messenger RNA of Symbiodinium sp. CCMP2592, 1899 nucleotides long. The record is from the annotation of a GenBank genome assembly. Lineage: Eukaryota; Dinophyceae; Suessiales; Symbiodiniaceae.